Molecule: messenger RNA, 898 nt
Organism: Neoarius graeffei (lesser salmon catfish)
Lineage: Eukaryota; Metazoa; Chordata; Actinopteri; Siluriformes; Ariidae
Exons: 7
Coding region: 17-898 (293 amino acids)
Biological process (GO): response to bacterium
Source: RefSeq, a predicted model, not a curated record
CGAAAGGAAAUUUAAAAUGGCUGGAUUCUGGAUUUCAGUUUUGGUCUUUAGCACCAUGUAUCCAGUCCAGUCUGGUAGACACCAGGUUACUACACAAUCCUCAGAGCCAGAUGUUUAUCAGCCUGAUAAGAAACUCAUCGUGGAUAUCGGAGCCUCGGUGACUCUGCAGUGUUUUAUUUUUGAAGUCGAAGUUGAAGAAAUGAUCUUUUUUAAGCAACAAAACAGAAAACAGCCUCGAAUAAUCGUCAGAUUCUUUAACGCUGCUCGAGAAACGUUUUACAAUGAAUUCCAAAAUCCUCGUUUCCAGAUUAAAAAACAUACAAACUGCUUCAAUCUGACCAUUUUAAACACCACGCUGUCUGAUGAAGCCGUGUACUACUGUGCACUGACGAGACCCGACCCUGUGUUUGGAGAAGGAACUGAUUUAAAAUUUAAAGGUCAGAGUUUUACCACUGAAUCAGAAACAUCAAAACCAGCUCUGUGUGAUCACAACACGAACAUGAACACACAAGAGAAAACAGUGCUCGGUUUGGGAACGGCUUUGGGUUUGUGUGCACUUCUGAUUUUCUGCCUCUUUUAUUUCAUACUGAGGAGAAGAAAAUGGGAUAAAAUGAACACUUCUGUAGAAGAUUCUAAAGGAAUGAAUCAGGUACGUGAAUCUGAAGCUGAAACACUGAAUUAUGCAGCUUUGAAAUUCUCUGAGAGGAAACCCAAAGCUGGAAAAAAGAAAACUGACUCUUCGGAUGAGUGUGUGUACGCCGAUAUCCAGUCCAACCCGGGAGACGCUGGGUUGCUGCACAAUCCCUCACAGAGUCAGGAGUUUAUCAGCCUGAUAAAGAGCUCAGUGUGGAUAUCGGCGACUCGGCGACUCUGCAGUGUUGUCUUUCUGAAAAAGUAG